Molecule: messenger RNA, 12898 nt
Organism: Pelobates cultripes (western spadefoot toad)
Lineage: Eukaryota; Metazoa; Chordata; Amphibia; Anura; Pelobatidae
Source: the annotation of a GenBank genome assembly
GAGAGAGGGGCUUACUUGGAUGAAUGAGUGAAAGUAAAGCAGACGUGAUGGAGGAGAGACACAUGGAGGAGAUAAAACAGACACAUGGGAGACCCACAAUGGGCUCUUGCCAGUAGGAGAACCCUUCCUCAAGCAGGGGAUGGAUGAACAAUGGGGUAGACAGUAUGAGAAGGGAUGGGAAGGGUCUUCUCAUCCACAUGGACGGAAUGUCUGGAUGGCCACCUUCCUGUGUUUGAUCAUUUUUCUCACCACCUUGGGGAACACCUUGCUGAUUCUCCUCAUCUUCACCCAGAGGUCAUUGAGGAACACCUCUAACUAUUUCCUGGUAUCCCUCUUCAUGUCGGACCUCAUGGUGGGACUGGUGGUGAUGCCACCGGCCAUGCUAAAUGAACUCUAUGGCCGUUGGGUCUUGGAUGUAAACUUCUGCUGUAUCUGGUACUCAUUUGAUGUCAUGUGCUGUAGCGCCUCCAUCCUUAACCUCUGUGUCAUCAGCUUGGACAGGUACCUGCUCAUCAUCUCCCCUCUCAAGUACAAGCUCAGGAUGACCUCCUGUCGAGCACUCGGCUUGAUUUUGGCCACCUGGACCUUAGCCGCAUUGGCCUCCUUCCUGCCUAUUGAGAUGGGUUGGCAUGAACAGGACCUUGUUAUACAGUCCAGGAACCUGACCUCUGAGCCCCAGGAGAAGCAAUGUCGUCUGCUGGUCAGUUUACCCUAUGCCCUGGUUGCUUCUUGUCUUACCUUUUUCCUUCCAUCAGCAGCCAUCUCCUUCACGUACUGCAGGAUCCUCCUGGCUGCCAGGAAGCAGGCUGUCCAAGUGGCUUCUCUGACGACUAAUGUGCCAAAUCUAUCUGAAGAACAUGCCCAGGUGGGUCUGUGCCACAGAGUAUUACUCAGGUUUGGGUGUCCACCUCGUUGUCUGCCCCCCAGAUUAUAGACAAGCUCCUGAGAUAUAGACAGCACAAACCAGGGAGAUGGCUGGGGGUUAAAUGUCUUCAUAUGCUCAGCGUUGCCACACUUCUAAACCGUAGCUGCUGUCCAUUAACUAUUACUCCAGGGUUUAUUGUCUGAACAGUGAAUUGUGAAGAGUUGAAAACCAAAUCGAUUAAAUUCAACCUGAAGUAGCCAAACUGUGACUAGAGCUGUAGUUGAAUUGGGGGCAUUUGUUGCCUGUUUAGUUAAUAAAGUCCACAAUAUGCUCAGCUUCUUCUCUUACAAUAAUCUUCAAACUGCAAAAUAAUGUAAACCCCCAAAUAUGAAUAAGAGAGUUAUAACAUCAGACUGGUCCAUUUGUUGAUCAGACAAAAUAAAACAUAAUGAAUUUAGCAAUUUUAAAAAAAGUAGGAAAAUAAAAAUAUUAAUUUCUAUUAUUAUUUUAUUUAUAUAGCGCCAACAAAUUCCGUAGCGCUGUACAUUGGUGGACUAACAAACAUGUAGUUGUAACCAGACAAGUUUGACAAACAGAACCAGAGGGGUUGAGGGCCCUGCUCAAUGAGCUUAAAUGUUAGAGGGACUGGGGUAAAGUGACACAAAAGGUAAGGGAAGUAUUGAGACGCUUUUUAAUUGAUACGAUUUUUUGAAGGAGUACGUGGAGACUGACAGACUGACAGCCAGGCAGACAAGGCAGAGAUUCCAUAACAAAUAAGUCAAAUGUAAUGUGAAAACCAACUUGUAGGAAGCAAUGAUGACGUAUUAAAUAAGCUACACAUGCAAUAGAAAUAAUUAAAACAGACGAAUUUUCAAAUUUUUAUGAAGCUAUUAAGAAUAGAUUUUGAUUGUUAUUAAGAUUUGUGGUUAGAGUUUGGGAUUUUAAUUAAGGUAAUGUUGAUAUUUAGGGCCCGGGGCAGUCCCAAACUUUAAUGUGUAACCCUAAUCUGGAACAUUAGACUCAAUCUCUAACUUUCAGACCAAAUCCCAGCGCCAUCGCCAACAUGUAUCCCAAGGUAUAAUAAUUAAACGGGAUUAUUUACUAAAGUAAGAAUUCCAAGUGAAUUGAAACUGAAUUUCAAAUUUAAAGUCAAAAUAACUAAAGUGGAAAAAGUGGAGUCAGCUGUGCGUCCAGUUCUGAUACUUCGAACUUAAAUUUGAAAUUCACUUUGUAGUCACAACAAUUCUCACUGUACUGUCUAUCAUAUUACAUUCUGUUAUAAUGAAUUACCGUAGAUCGGUCAGUGUAUACGUUAUAAUAGUGCAUUCUAUCAUUGUAUAUUUAUUAACUGUGCAUUGUUUGCAUGUCACACAGCAUUCUAUCAUUUAAUAUUUUAUAAUAUUGAAUUCUAUCAUUGUAUAUUGUAUAAUAUUGCAUUCUAUAAUUAUAUAUCUCAUAAUAUUGCAUUCUAUCAUUAUAUAUCUCACAAUAUUGCAUUCUAUCACUGUAUAUAGUAUAUUAUUGCAUGUUAUUAUUGUAUAUUGUAUAGUAUUGCCUGUUAGAAUGUAAUAUUAUACAAUAUAUAAUAACAGGCAAUAUUAUACAAUAAUAACAUGCAAUAAUAUACUAUAUACCGUGAUAGAAUGCAAUAUUGUGAGAUAUAUAAUGAUAGAAUGCAAUAUUAUGAGAUAUAUAAUGAUAGAAUGUAAUAUUAUACAAUAUAUAAUGAUAUCACUGUAUAUAGUAUAUUAUUGUAUAUAGUAUAAUAUUGCCUGUUAUCAUUAUAUAUUGUAAAAUAUUACAUUCUAUCACUGUAUAUAGUAUAUUAUUGCAUGUUAUCAUUAUAUAUUGUAUAUUAUUGCAUUCUAUCACUGUAGAUUGCAUAAUAUUGCAUGUUAUCAUUAUAUAUUGUAUAAUAUUGCAUUCUAUCACUGUAUAUAGUAUAUUAUUGCAUGUUAUCAUUAUAUCUCUCAUAUUAUUGCAUUAUAUCACUGUAUAUGGUAUAAUAUUACAUUCUAUCACUAUAUUGUAUAAUAUUGCAUUCUAUCAUUAUAUAUCUCAUAUUAUUGCAUUAUCACUGUACAUUGUAUAAUAUUGCAUUAUAUCACGGUACAUGGUAUAAUAUUACAUUCUCUCACUGUAUAUUGUAUAAUAUUGCAUCCAAUCAUUAUAUAUCUCAUAUUAUUGCAUUAUAUUACUGUAUAUUGUAUAAUAUUGCAUGUCAUCAUUACAUAUUGUAUAAUAUUGCAUUCUAUCACAGAAUGUUUUAUUAAAUUACACUAUAUCACUGUAUAUGGUAUGAUAUUACAUUCUAUAACUGCAUAUUGUAUAUAUUGCAUUCUAUCUUUAUAUAUCUCAUAUUAUUGCAUUAUAUAAUGGUAUAAUAUUACAUUCUAUCACUGUACAUUGUGUCAUAACACAUUAUUUUGGUAUUUUCCCACUGACAGCUGAUCAGGCAGUGAGCUCAGUAUGCUAAGCUGGGAUUGUACCCCUGGGAGGUGAACUUCUGUGCCUGAGUUGGUGAAAUUCCGAGGAGGGGCCGGGGAGGGGCUACAGGCAAUACCUUGUCCCAAGUACUCAGAGAAAAGGUGUACCAGUUUAUUUCAUGACCCAAUUCCCUCCAUAAUUCAGAACAUGCCAUUUUUAAUCCCCACGUGGUUUUAGUCUGCACUGAGAUAAAUUGAUUCAAAUCCAUUUGCAGCUGUCUACAAGAUGCGGCUGCCUUUACUAACAAGUUGUGAAAAGGAUUUUAAAAUGUUUGUUAGCUGAAGGGCUUCAACGAAUGUACGCCCCAUUAUGAUUUAUUUAUGACGAACCAUCACUUUCUGCAGGUUUAUGCAAGUAGAACAAUCACUACAAGGGAAUUCAGAUAAACAAUACAGAGCAAUUCAAAACGCGUUGGCAUCUUGCUGCUCACGAAAGCCUCACUGGUAGACAAUUGAAUGAUUUAGAAGAACCACUUGUCUAAUUAAACAAAUCUAAAAUUUGGCACCAAUGACAGAUUAUACACAAAAAUCCAAUAAAAUACAAAUGGCUAAAUUUAGGGUUUUAUAGCAAACUGUACUUUUCAAGGAACGCCUUGUUUGAAGACAUUGUCUCUUCAGAAGUUCAUUCCCCUCAAACCCACUGACGCUGUGAAUUUGGUAACGGUACUCAGAGUUUGUCAGAGGGUCUGUUCUGUGUCUGAUAGUUUGGUAACUGCAGUAAGACACUGGCAAACAAUUUGCUGACAAGGUCAUUCACCAUAGUGAGAAUUGUAGCGAAUUCAAUGUAAAUUGAAAACUGAAUUUAAAAUUCAGACAAAAAUAACCAAACUGGAACAUUUCCUGAAGUCCGUUUUUCAGUCGGGAUAUUUUGCCAAAAUGUUUUAAUUCACAUCAAUUUCACUUUGAAUUCUUGGCAAUUCGCAUAUUAAGUUUUUAGUAAUUAAACGCGAAAUUGUGGUGAAUUGGGAAGGAAUUGCAUAGUUAGGUCAUAGUUGAUUUUGGAAAAAUUCUCAUUUUUUUUUAGCCUGAAUUAUGCAAUUUAAUUUCAUUACAGGGUUAGCGAAUAAAUCACUUUUGUUAAAGGAUCACUAAAGUUAUUAAGAUUAAGUGGUCUGGGUGCAAUAUUACUGUCAUUUUUACCAUGACAAAUUGCAAUAAACUGCAACAUUUACAUUGUGGGGUUAAAUCCACCUCUAGUGGUUUUCUUUCUGACGGCCACUAGAGACACUUCCUCCUCCAGAACUGAGUCAUUCUCAGUCCUGAAAUCAAAUGCUGCUCAUAGAUCAUGGCUCAUAGCUCAUAUAUCACAGCUCAUAGAUCAUGGCUCAUAGCUCAUAGAUCAUCAUAGAUCAUAAUAUAUCAUAGCUCAUAUAUCAUUGCUCAUAGAUCAUAGAUCAUAUAUCACAACUCAUAGCUCAUCAUAAAUCAUAUAUCAUAGCUCAUCAUAAAUCAUAUAUCAUAGCUCAUCAUAAAUCAUAUAUCAUAGCUCAUAUAUCAUAGCUCAUAUAUCAUAGCUUUUAGAUCAUAUAUCAUAGAUCAUGUAUCACAGCUCAUAGAUCAUGUAUCAUAGCUCAUAGAUCAUAUAUCAUAUAUCAUAGCUCAUAUAUCAUAGCUCAUAUAUCAUAGCUCAUAGAUCAUAUAUCAUAGCUCAUAGCUCGUAGAUCAUAUAUCAUAGCUCAUAGAUCAUAACUCAUGGAUCAUAGCUCAUAUAUCAUAGCUCAUGGAUCAUAGCUCAUAGCUAGUAGAUCAUAGCUCAUGGAUCAUGGAUCAUAGCUCAUAGCUUAUGGAUCAUAUAUCAUAACUCAUAGAUCAUAUAUCAGCUCAUGGAUCAUCAUAAAUCAUAUAUCAUAGCCCAUAGAUCAUAUAUCAUAGCUCAUAGCUCGUAGAUCAUAUAUCAUAGCUUGUAGAUCAUAGCUCAUAGAUCAUAGCUCAUGGAUCAUGGAUCAUAGCUCAUGGAUCAUAUAUCACAGCUCAUAGAUCAUGGCUCAUGGAUCAUGGAUCAUAGCUCAUGGAUCAUAUAUCACAGCUCAUAGAUCAUGGCUCAUAGCUCAUAGAUCAUCAUAGAUCAUAAUAUAUCAUAGCUCAUAUAUCAUUGCUCAUAGCUCAUAGAUCAUAGCUCAUAGAUCACAGCUCAUAGAUCAUAUAUCACAACUCAUAGCUCAUCAUAAAUCAUAUAUCAUUGCUCAUAGCUCAUAGAUCAUAGCUCAUAGAUCACAGCUCAUAGAUCAUAUAUCACAACUCAUAUAUCAUAGCUCAUAGAUCAUAGCUCAUAGCUCAUAGAUCAUAUAUCAUAGAACAUAGCUUUUAGAUCAUAUAUCAUAGCUCGUAGAUCAUAGCGCAUAGAGCAUAGAUCAUAGCUCAUAGAUCAUAUAUCAUAGAUCAUGUAUCAUAGCUCAUGGAUCAUAGCUCAUAGCUAGUAGAUCAUGGAUCAUAGCUCAUAGCUAGUAGAUCAUGGAUCAUGGAUCAUAUAUCAUAGCUCAUGGAUCAUGGAUCUUGGCUAAUAGCUCAUGGAUCAUGGAUCAUAGCUCAUAGCUAGUAGAUCAUGGAUCAUGGAUCAUAUAUCAUAGCUCAUGUAUCAUAGCUCAUAGAUCAUAUAUCAUAGCUCAUAGAUCAUAUAUCAUAGAUCAUGUAUCAUAGCUCAUAGAUCAUGUAUCAUAGAUCAUGUAUCAUAGAUCAUAGAUCAUGUAUCAUAGAUCAUAUAUCAUAGAUCAUGGAUCAUAUAUCAUAGCUCAUAGAUCAUAUAUCAUAGAACAUAGCUUUUAGAUCAUAUAUCAUAGCUCAUAGCUCAUAGCUCAUAGCUCGUAGAUCAUAUAUCAUAGCUCGUAGAUCAUAUAUCAUAGCUCAUAUAUCAUAGCUCAUGGAUCAUAGCUCAUAGCUAGUAGAUCAUAGCUCAUGGAUCAUAGCUUAUGGAUCAUAUAUCAUAACUCAUAGAUCAUAUAUCAUAGCUCAUGGAUCAUCAUAAAUCAUAUAUCAUAGCUCAUAUAUCAUAGCUCAUAGAUCAUAGCUCAUGGAUCAUGGAUCAUAGCUCAUAGCUAGUAGAUCAUGGAUCAUAGCUCAUAGCUAGUAGAUCAUGGAUCAUAUAUCAUAGCUCAUGGAUCAUGGAUCUUGGCUAAUAGCUCAUGGAUCAUGGAUCAUAGCUAGUAGAUCAUGGAUCACAGCUCAGAGCAGGGUUUGAUUGGAGAAGUGCAGCGUUUGGCAGGCCAUUCAUAUCUCCGAGCAUUAGACUGGUUGAGAUCGCGGAAGAUGUCUAUACACAUGCUGACAUCUUCUAAGGUGGAGCAGAUGGCUGCUGCAGAUGUGUCUCGGCUCUGGAAAUGCAGUAAGUUAUCACUAUUUAACUUAGAAUUUAAGCAGUAUAAAGGGUAGUGGAGAGAGCUCACAGUGAUAGAGAGGAACCUAUAGGUUCAGUUUAAUAACCCUGUAUUUAUUGUACAGAAAAUAUGAGAUUACCAUCCAGACAGGACGUAUAAUGUGAGCAAAGAUUUCUGAUCAUUAAAUAUACUCUGUGCCUUUAAAUGAGAUGGCGGUGUUCGUUGGUGGCAAUCAAAGCGUCUAAUAUUCUAAAUUAAAACACUGAGUGUGAGGACCAGCUCUCCCACUUUUCAAACAUAACCUCCAUUUCGAGGCUGUUGUACCCACUAUUACUCUUGCCAGCAUCAGUGGGCAUGACAUGAGUCAGAGAACACUGCUUAGUAAACUGGGCCCAUCCUGAGCCAAUGCCAUUACCAGUGACUCACGCCUCCCUCCCCCAAACUGAUUGUAAUUUCUAGUUUCAAACAAACUCCUGCCAGGAAUGUAUGCAGCCCACCGUGCAUAAAACAUACCCACCCCUGUACCCUCUGCUCAGCGCCGCACUGCUGCCAACUCGGCAGGCUGCAAGAACAACCAUUAACCAGAGAAUUUCCAGAACUAAAACCUCCGGCUUUAAAUGAUAAAUAUCCUUCCCAUUUUCAAUAUUUUCUAAAAUGCUAAACGGCUCACAUUUCAUACCUCUACUCCCUUUUGUAAAUCUCCGAAGGGUAUUUAGGAAUGUCAGUCCUUAUUUGUCCCCAAAUCCCACUGUCCAUCUUUUCUAGGAGCUCCAUCUUGUUGGUGUGUCUGAGUGUAUAACAGAGCUCCACAGCAAUAAUACUCCCAGUAAUGUGUCUGAGUGUAUAACAGAACCCCACAGCAAUAAUACUCCCAGUAAUGUGUCUGAGUAUAACAGAGCUCCACAGCAAUAAUACUCCCAGUAAUGUGUCUGAGUGUAUAACAGAGCUCCACAGUAAUAAUACUCCCAGUAAUGUGUCUGAGUGUAUAACAGAGCUCCACAGCAAUAAUACUCCCAGUAAUGUGUCUGAGAGUAUAACAGAGCUCCACAGCAAUAAUACUCCCAGUAAUGUGUCUGAGUGUAUAACAGAGCUCCACAGCAAUAAUACUCCCAGUAAUGUGUCUGAGUGUAUAACAGAGCUCACAGCAAUAAUACUCCCAGUAAUGUGUCUGAGUGUAUAACAGAGCUCCACAGCAAUAAUACUCCCAGUAAUGUGUCUGAGUGUAUAACAGAGCUCCACAGCAAUAAUACUCCCAGUAAUGUGUCUGAGUGUAUAACAGAGCUCCACAGCAAUAAUACUCCCAGUAAUGUGUCUGAGUGUAUAACAGAGCUCCACAGCAAUAAUACUCCCAGUAAUGUGUCUGAGUGUAUAACAGAGCUCCACAGCAAUAAUACUCCCAGUAAUGUGUCUGAGUGUAUAACAGAGCUCCACAGCAAUAAUACUCCCAGUAAUGUGUCUGAGUGUAUAACAGAGCUCCACAGCAAUAAUACUCCCAGUAAUGUGUCUGAGUGUAUAACAGAGCUCCACAGCAAAUACUCCCAGUAAUAUGUCUGAGUAUAUAACAGAGCUCCACAGUAAUAAUACUCCCAGUAAUGUGUCUGAGUGUAUAACAGAGCUCCACAGCAAUAAUACUCCCAGUAAUGUGUCUGAGUGUAUAACAGAGCUCCACAGCAAUAAUACUCCCAGUAAUGUGUCUGAGUGUAUAACAGAGCUCCACAAUGUAAUAAAUGUGUUUAGAAAUCAGUCUGUGUAGAUAAGCUACAUUGUUCUUCUUCUAAAUUACAUUUUCGGUUCUCGUUAGGUCAUCGCGUCUCCUGGAUAAGCCCCACCCCAUGUCACACCUACAGCCACACCCCUUACAUGAAUGGGUCCCUCUGUGACUAUUUGACAUGUUGGUGGUUCAGGUUUGUGGUUUGAUUUGAUUCUUUGUCUUGUAAAUUUAAAGAGAACAUAAAUUAAGAUUUGGUAAAUUCUACAAGUUAUGCCUUUUGAGAUAAAACUAGUAAAAAAAAAAUGAAUUUACAAAGAAAUGAAAGGUUCAAACUAUUGGCGAAUUGUCGCUCUCUGGGUUAGUUGCCAACGUUUCACACAUUGACAGCUCUUUGUUGUCCUUCUCUCCUCAGUCUGCGCAUUGCCGGAAACCAUUGUAUUCAAUGGGAGUUUACCUUUGUCUCUCACUAAAUCCUUCCACAGUAACGCACUGAAAUAUUAAUUAUUGGGAAAAUUCAUAGUUCUUGACUAAAAAUUUGAAACUCACUUUGAUCUCAUUAGAAUUCCAAAGGUUCACAUGUUAGUAAAUACCCUUAUGUGAGUUACUAAACACGAAUCAAUGGGUCGUAUUUACUAAACAAAUAAUUAUACUGGCAGUAGAAAGGUUAAGGACGUAACAGGGCUGGUAUUGAGGGAAGCACGUGGUUGAAGCGCUAGGUCGGUUUAACCUGCGUGCGUUGCCAGUAGUAGUUGUUGUAGUGAUUGCAACGGCUUUUCAUUGAAAUUGCUGGUUAUAAGGAGACAACAACAGCUGUUUUGCUCCUUUUGAUUAAUGCACAGGUCGUCCCUUUAAUCUGCACAUCUUGAUUUCUGGGGGGAAAAAAAUCACUCAAAGGAGAUGAUGUACAGAAAAUGACAGUGGAGCGGCAAAAGGUCACGCGUUCUAAUUUCCAUAGCUUUAAUAACGCUAGUGACAUUUCCAAGACUGAGAAUGCAUCGGCCUAUUGAGACGAAGACUUGAAAUAGGAAACGAUCCUUAAAGGAGCCCAACAGUUUUGCCAAAUGUGUAUUUCGGUGCUUGAUUUGUGGUGAAAAGUCCUCAGAGAUUUUACUUCAUAUCUGACCCUACUCUGAAGGAAUAUCUGUCAAGGUGAGUUUACCCAAACACGUUAACCUUGGGAUGAUUAACAGAGGAAACGGAAUAGAUAGACGUAGUAACAGGCCUCAUCGUUUAGCAAUGUAGCCAAUACUACAUGUGGGCACAAUGCUCACAUGUAGUAAGUACAGUAUAGUAAGGCAGCUGCUAUGCUUAGUACUCGACAUAAUCUACAAGAAUACCACCAUGAGGUUUAACCUACAAAGGUUACCAUGAAGAAUGGUUUUACUUUUUACAAUCCCUUGGCAGAGAUGUAAAGGGACACAAUGGGACCUUUGCAGAGAUAUUUGUUUCUCUGUUGGGUAAAAAUCAGCCAUGGUAGGGCUAAAACUAAUUCUGAAUUGCUGUAAAUACACAUUUUGUGGAAGUGAAAUGGUUAAAAAUAGAUGGAGGAAAAAUGUGGUUUCCAUAAAUGUUGUCCAUUGACAAAACCCAAAGAAUUAUCUGAGACAUUAAUCAUUUCUGGCUGUAGGAAAAUUAAGAAAGAAACAAAUUGAGAAGAAAUACUAAAGAAAAAUUAACAGAUAAGCCAUAGUGAUCAAGGUGCGAAUUUAUGCUGUGUGUUUGAGAGUGUCAGGAUGCAAUUGGUGAGGUAUAUUUAUAGUCUUUGUAAAUUAGAGAGAUUUGCAAGUUUGUGGAGAUGAAGGUAUUCUGAAGAGUUAGAUGGAAGAGGGAUGGCGGAAGGAUUCGUGGAGAUGGUAGAAAAUGGCAGAGAGAAUACGGGAGAUGGGAUAAGAUUUUAGAGAGAAUUAUGCAAACAGAGUAAAGUGGUAGAGAUGUUGGUGGAUACAGGAGAAGACCUUGGAGGGGUUGAUAGAGAUAGGAAGAGGUUGAUGGAGACAGAAGAAAGCUGAAGAGAGGUUGAUGGAGAUGGGAAAAAGUUGAGGAAAGGCUGAUGGAGAAGGUCGUGGAGAGAUUGAUGGAGACAGGAAAGGGUCAAAGAGAUGUUGAUGGAGAUGGUGGAAGGUCACGAAGAGAUUGAUGGAGAUAGGAGAAGUUUGAGGAGAGGUUGAUGGAAACAGGAAAAGGUUGAGGAGAGGUUGAUGGAGAUGGGAGAAGGUUGUGGAGCAAUUGAUGGAAACAGGAAAAGGUCAAAGAGAGGUUGAUGGAGAUGGGGGAAGGUCACCGUGAGAUUGAUGGAGAUAGGAGAAGUUUGAGGAGAGGUUGAUGGAGACAGGAGAAGAUCAUGGAGAGAUUAAUGGAGACAGAAGAUCAUGGAGAGAUUAAUGGAGACAGAAGAUUGUGGAGAGAUUGAUGGAGACGAAAGCCAAGGCUUGAGAGUUUGUCUUCGAUUGAAGAAAAUGUUCAAGAGACCAUUGGAGAUGGGAGUAAGUGGUGUAGAGAAAAUGGCAGUUGCAACCUAACAGUGCAAGGAGGUGGUGCUGGGAGAUCACUGUAAACAAAUGCGAGAAGGAUGAGGAACUGGUAGGAAGUCUGACAUUUUUUCUCUCUGUGCCAGGUUCUCACGGUACCUGUUGUGGAGAGCAGAAAAUUUGUCACAAAGCACAGUAAAAAGGCACUGAAAGCCAGCUUAACCCUGGGAAUCCUGUUGGGCAUGUUCUUUGUGGCCUGGCUACCAUUUUUCGUGGCCAAUGUGGUCCAGGUAAGUUUUCAGGCUUUAAUAUUGAAAUAAAAGAGAAUUGUUUAAGCUUACAAAUAUUUAUUAAAAUAGUAAAUAUCUAAUCACAUAUUUUCUGUUUAAUUAUCAUUAUACUUAUAUUAUCGACAGAAUUAUAAAUUAUCGUUAUGUGUUUUGAAGUUGUUCAUUUACCCCAAUACAUAUCAACUGUAGGAAAAAAAAAUAUUUAUUUAUUGAGGUCAUGAAGAUAUUCCCACAAGAGAAUUUUCCUGCCAUAUAUAUGGUGUAGAAAAACAACUGUCACCUCAAAAAUAAUUUUUAAUAUAAUAAUCCAUUCAUCAAGUUUUGAAAAUAUAUAUAUUUUUUUUAAAAUCAAUUAUAGGUUAAAAAAAAACCAAAACAUUAAUAUAAAAAUUGAAAACCACAUCCCUACCUUUAGUAUAUAUGCCUUCAGUCAUAUACACACACUUUGGGUCAGACAGUGUUUGAAAGCCAACAGUUAGUCUCUACAGAAAGUUAGUCUCUAUGGUCUGCCCAGGUACACUCUCUGCAAAGAAACAGGGAUGACCAUAGAGACCAACACUUUCUAACCUAAGAUAUUUAUGGCUGAAGGAUCGUGUCAUAUGCCACAGGUAGGGAUGAGUUUUUCCAUCACCUGGCUGGGGUGGGCUUUACAGAGAGGCACAAUGCAAAUGUCUAGUUGCACUGCAUCAUGGAAAUUUUGUGAUUUAUAUAAUUUGCAAAACUACUCCUAUGGCAUAUGUAUCCACAUUGAAAUAAGUGUUCACCCCUAUGCCACUGUAAGUAGAUUCACAUUGUAGACAAUUUCACCAUUAUUGGUACAUGGGACCAUCAUCUCUCCUUUCCUAUCCUGCAGGCGGUCUGCGAUUGUGUGCCUGCGGGGCUGUUUGAUGUCCUUACCUGGCUCGGAUACUGCAACAGCACAAUGAACCCCAUCAUUUACCCGCUCUUCAUGAGGGAUUUCAAACGGGCCAUGGGUAAAUACCUACCCUGCUGCCGACGAACUCGUGUCAUCUCCCUGUCUAUGCGCAAUUCGAACAGUGCACCACGGCUGGGUCUAUCGCUGCGCAAUGUCCUGACACUUCGGGGAGAGACUGAUUCUAUGUAUUCAGCCACCCUGGGCAACGAGCACCUUCUGCCAAACGACAAAGACCACAGUACGGACCCCCUACCGGUAACAGCUGCCGACUCUGUCAAUCUGUUCGACUUAGAGCAGGAAAUGCAGAUUCACCACCUCAACACCCCUAUGGAUUAAACGGCUGUGACUUCCGGACAAUCAUCCAGCAGCCACGGAUCCCAGGUGCAUAGUGUCACUCUGCAAGCCUGUGUUUACUCCACAAUGAUGGCACAAACAAGAAUCUGGUCCGCUGGUCCAUUUUCACCCGUUCCCCAAAGACUCUGUAUUUUUACUACAUCCAAAUUAAGUAUUUAAUCAGCCAGCAAACACUAAAUGGCUCCGUGUUCAUAUUCAUUUAAUAAAAAAUGUUUUCUAAGUAUGUUUAUUUUAUUUUCAUAAACUGAUUUGACUUGGAACCUCCCACAUUAGGAACAUUAAAGAGAGGUAAGUUCAGAGUAAUCAUGGGUUUAUUUGACUUGUUUUUCUUUUUCAGGAGCAGAAAGCAGUCUCCCUCCUUCUGGAAUUUCAACAUUUAAUAACUUUCCGAACCCAGGAAAAGCAGAGUUUAAGAACUAUCUAAAACCAGGAAACUCCCUGAACCUGGAAAAUAAAACAGUUUAGGACCUCGCUCCUCUGGUGGAAAGCAAAUUCUA